CUCGUCGUCUCCGUUCACCAAUCUCCGCGCUCGCCUGCUCCGCCAUGGCCGAGUACCGCCUCAGCGUCCAGCUCCACGGCCACGAGGACGACGUUCGCGGCAUCUGUAUAUGUGGUGAUGCUGGGAUUGCAACAUCAUCAAGAGACCGGACUGUGAAAUUCUGGACACGGCACCCAGAAAAGAAGAAUGAAUAUGUUCUCUCUAAGACACUCGUGGGACAUUCCAGUUUUGUGGGUCCACUGGCUUGGAUCCCUCCUUCAGACCGCUUUCCUGAAGGAGGAAUCGUUUCUGGUGGAAUGGAUACAGUUGUUUUGCUCUGGGAUUUGCACAGAGGAGAAGUUGUUGAGACAAUGAAGGGGCACACUUCACAAGUUACUGGACUAGCUGUAGACAGUAAUGGUGACAUCAUCUCUUCAUCCAUGGACUGUACUUUACGACGGUGGAGAAACGGCAAUGCUAUAGAGGUCUGGGAAGCACACAAGGUUGCAGUGCAAACUGUUGUAAAGCUACCCUCUGGAGAACUCUUUACUGGUUCAAGUGAUUCCACUAUCAAGCUUUGGAAAGGAAGGACUUGUUUACAGACAUUCUCAGGACAUGCAGAUACUGUUAGAUGUUUAGCACCAAUGCCAGGUUUGGGAAUUCUUUCUGCCUCUCAUGACAGCACUAUCAAGCUAUGGGCAUUAACCGGUCAGCCCCUGUUGGAUAUGAUUGGGCAUACUUCUCUUGUAUAUUCUGUGGAUGCGCAUUCUUCAGGUCUAAUUGCUAGUGGCAGUGAGGAUCGCUCUUUAAAGAUAUGGAAAGAUGGGAUUUGUGUUCAAACCAUUGAACACCCUGGAUGCAUAUGGGAUGCUAAAUUUUUGGAAAAUGGAGAUAUUGUAGCUGCUUGUUCUGAUGGAACCACAAGGGUAUGGACAACCGAUACUAACAGGUUCUGCAGUGAUGAGGAACUUGCAGCUUAUUCAGACCUUAUUUCUCAAUACACACUUAGCAGAAAGACCGUUGGUGGACUUAAGUUGAUGGAUCUACCAGGAGUUGAGGCACUGCAAGUUCCAGGAAACUCCGAUGGUCAAACACUGAUCGUUAGAGAAGGGGACAAUGGUGUUGCCUAUUCAUGGAAUUCAAGAGAGUUAAAAUGGGACAAGAUUGGUGAAGUAGUGGAUGGACCUGGGGAUGCUGCACCAGGUCAAGUUCUUGAUGGUGUCCGCUAUGAUUUUGUUUUUAAUGUUGACAUUGGAGAUGGAGAACCUAUACGAAAGCUGCCCUAUAAUAGAUCAGAUGAUCCGUACGUUGUUGCGGACAAGUGGCUCCUGAAAGAAAAUUUACCUUUGACGUAUCGCCAACAGGUGGUAGAAUUCAUACUGCAGAAUUCUGGCCAGAACAACUUUGUUCCAGAUCCAUCUUUUCGGGAUCCCUAUACUGGGGCUAAUGCGUAUGUACCUGGACAGCCGUCUUCAUCAAAUGGUAGUGCUCCGAAACAAACUUUCAAGCACAUACCAAAGCAUGGAAUGCUGUCAUUUGAGACUGCUCAGUUCGAGGGAAUCCUAAAGAAGCUUUCGGAGUUCAAUGCAACACUUUCAUCUGACUCGGAACAGAAGCAAUCAUCCCUGUCCAAGGCUGAGUUGUCAAGAUUAGAUGCCAUAGUGAAAGUAUUGAAAAAUACAUCAUUUUAUCACACAAGCAAGCUUGCAGAUGCUGACAUGGCCUUGUUGCUGAAAAUGUUGAAGUCUUGGCCUCCACAGAUGAUGUUUCCAGUUAUUGAUUUUCUGAGGAUGUUUGUGUUGCAUCCCGAUGGUGCUACUUUACUUCUCAAGACCAUGGAAAGUGGAGAUGAUGUAUUUAUGGAAACUUUUCGUAAGGCUGUAGCACCGCCUGUGCAGUCAGCAAAUGUGCUUACAAUCCUCAAAGCCGUUACGAACUUAUUUGACUACUCGUGCUUACACCAAUGGUUGAGAACCCACUGUGCUGAGAUCAUUGAUUCCGUGACCAGUUGCAAGCCAUCUUUUAGCAAGAAUGCACACUUGGCAUAUGCUACACUUCUACUUAACUAUGCUGUUCUUUCAAUUGAAUCAAAAGAUGAACAGAGUCAGGCACAAAUUCUUUCUGCUGCCCUUGAAGUUGCUGAAGACGAUACUCAAGAUGUUGAUUCAAAGUACCGGGCACUUGUUGCAAUUGGUUCUCUUAUGCUAAAUGGCCUUGUGAAGUCCAUUGCUCUUGACCUUGAUGUUAAGAGCGUUGCGAAUAGCGCAAAAGCUUCCAAGGACCCAAAGAUUGCUGAAGUCGGAGCUGAUAUUGAGCUGCUAACUAGAUGAGAAGAGGUUGCUGGGAGUUGGGGAUAGUUUCCCCUUCACUGGAUGCGCCAUUGUGCAGUAUAGUGCAUACCAUUAACCAUGGAGCUGGGCUUGGUGCGGCAAGGUAGUUCAGCAGUACUCGGGGAGCUACCAUGGCUUUCCGAAGCGCUUCAGGUUAUGAACAUUGUCACCUUGUAAUCAACAUGAACGUGUGGAUUUGUGGGGUGCUCGCGUUUAGCUUUUGUGAGUUGAACUGAACAGCUGGGCAAGACAUGCAUUCUGAAUCUCAUUUGCUCUGAUCAAAAGCUUUAUGCACCUAUGUGCACGUGAUCAUUAACAGUUGCAUUUCUAUCAACAAGAGCAUGUCCCAGUUCUUUCAAACCUGGUUGUUCUGAGAUGUUGCUGUCAUAUGGCUCGAGUGAUGCGCAUCUUUGGUGUCCUUGAGCAAUCUGUAACCUGUCUUCCGGAGCAGCGAAAACCAGAUUCACUCAUUUACCUUUAUACUUUUUUGUUGGUACAAUAAUUACUUCGAAUGCUUUAUCGGUACCUUUUGGACA
Molecule: messenger RNA, 2845 nt
Organism: Phragmites australis (common reed)
Lineage: Eukaryota; Viridiplantae; Streptophyta; Magnoliopsida; Poales; Poaceae
Exons: 22
Coding region: 45-2309 (754 amino acids)
Biological process (GO): ubiquitin recycling; proteasome-mediated ubiquitin-dependent protein catabolic process
Cellular component (GO): cytoplasm; nucleus
Molecular function (GO): ubiquitin binding
Source: RefSeq, a predicted model, not a curated record